GUUAUCCUUUUUCUGGGGAAGAGGGAUAGGAGAUACAGAAGGACAGACAGUCAUACAUACAGGAGUUUGUCAUGAAGGGCCAUACGCAAGUAAAUCCUUUGAAACACUUGUGAAACAUCAACAGCACCUACAGAGGCAAAGGGAUGUUGUCGCAUACAGGAUGAAGAAGCUAGCAGCUAAGCAGGUUGACUUUACAGUAAGUCAAUGAUUGUCUGGUGAAUGUCUCUCGUCAGAAGCCUGAAGAACACUUGUUGGCAUCCUAUUCUAUUUCGUUUAGAUUCAGAGCUGGGAAGAAGACCAAUGCACUGAAGGAGAAGAUUAAGAAGAAGUAUGAGGACAUGAAGAGGGUUCUGGAUGAGGACCUGCGGAUCACGCUGACCCAGCUGGACAUGGAGUAUCAAGCCACAGAGUGCACCAUUGAGGACAGAAUAGAGCGCUGCUACCACCUCAGUCAGGAACUUGACCAGGAGAUAGCCCAGCUCAGCACCCAAAUGGAGAAAGAGGAGACAGAUGACAAGGAUGCGGAAACGGAGAGAAGAAUAGCAGAGACGAUGAAGGCUACAGAUCCAGAAUUGCUUCAGGUGGAUGAAUUUAAGAAUGAACAGCUCUUGAGUUUAACCAUCAACCUCCUGCUUUUCAUCCGGUCCCAGGUCCCUGUCACCAAGAAACUCUUUCAGAGCUAUGCCUCUGACGUCGUCCUUGACCCUACCACUGCCCACCCGAAACUUAUAAUUUCCCCUAAGGGUGACUUGGUAGAGUACACGGAUACCUGGCAAGAAGUCCCAGAGAACCCCUCACGCUUCGACACCACCCUCAAUGCCAUCAGCCGGCAGGGCUUCCGAGAGGGACGUCACUACUGGGAGGUACAGGUAAGUGGGAAGACCUACUGGGAGAUAGGUCUCACCUACCCAAGCAUCCCACGCAAGGGCCGUGAGGAGGACUGCUGGCUGGGCCGUGGAGACGAGUCUUGGGCAAUGGAGUUCUUUAAUGGGGACUACACAGCAUGGCAUGACAGGGUGGCCCAUGCGCUCCCUGUGGUGGCCGGACAGCACUUCACUCGCAUCGGUAUUUACUCCAGCUUUCCCGGGGGCCUGGUGUGCUUCCUGGGGGCCGACACAAUGACCCCUCUCCACUGUUUCUAUGUCGCCACCUUCACCAAUGUCCUCCACCAGGCUGUGUGCCCCGGGCACGACAAUCAGGGGUCCAACUGGAAGCCCCUUAAGAUUUGCGAUGCCUCACGCUCUGCCCCUACCCUCUGAUGGAGGACGAAUGCAAUGGGUGGAGGGAAUGGGGGUGGUAUAUCACUUUUGUCAUGUGUUUUUUUCUGUGUUAUGAACCAUGUACACCAAGUCAGAUUUUUUUUCUGCACACCUGUCUGGUGCUGCAAUCUUAUGUCCACUUCCAAUCUAAACAAGUUUGUGUAUGUGUAUUUUUUUUUUUUAUAAAAAAUUAACUGACCUAUAACAGAUCAGGCUGACUAGCCUAUAUACAUUUCCAGGAGCUUGAAACACCCACCUAAUGUUGAAACAUUUGUUUCUAUACCCUUUGGACUUUGUGUGCAGGACUUUAGGCAAAGUUUUCAUUUAGCUAAAUUUCUUUAUUGUAAAUUCAGGAUUAGCAUGUGUAUGCAACGUUUGUACGACAAAAAUAACACACUAUUCUUUUUAAAAUACAAUUCUUCAUGUUUAAUGCAAUAAAGUAGUGUUUACAUAGUCAUUCCUUUGAUGUAAAGUAAUUUAAACAUUGUAUUGCCCCAGAUUCAAAAGGAGCCAUAGUAAAUUCACAAUAUUUCCUUUUUUUUGGAAAUUUGUCUUCCUUUUCUAUAUAAUAAUACUUUCAUUUUUCUUUUGAAAUAUAUUCCUGAGUACAAUAGCAUUAAACCUGGAAAGCAUUUAAAAUAUUCCCCCUUCAAUUCCACUCGAAAACAAGUGGAGCAAACAUUCAUUUUAGUACAGGUUGGGCACUACAUCACUGAUUCAUGUGUCGAGAGGAUUCAAGAGUGCCAUCUGUGUGAUUGAAAGGUAUGUGUGGAAUGGGUAACAUGUCUACUCGGUUGCCACAGUUCACUACUGUGGCUUAUAGAAUUAUUUUGUAAUCAUGAAAAAAAAAAAAUAAGAAAAUGGCUGAUGAAAUUAAACAAAGACUGGAAAAAGAUAAUGGCAAAAAAUUCAAGAUGGCACCGAAUGUUUUCCCAAAUUUACUAGUAAUUGUUAGUUGCAAUCCUGUAAAUUGUGCUGGAACGUUGCAGAAACAUUGGAACAAUGUAGUGUGCGAAUUAGUUCAGGUGAAUUGUGAAUGAUAAGAAUUGAACCACCAGUAAUAGCUGCCUCUGCAGAUGACAGAGUAUUUCUGGCUUUGGGACAACAUGAAUAUGCAAUAACAAACUUAAAUCUGUGUAUGUGUGCUUUUGAAGGGCAACAAAGCUCUGGCAAUUGAAGUUAUUCAUGAUCAAAUGUAUGUGACUACCUCUUCAUGUCAAGAAAUGUUCCCUUCCCUCCAAACCUAAAGAAAUACCAUUUGGCACAAAUACUGUUAGCUGUGAUCUUUGCCAAUAAAUCAUAUGCUUGUACAAAAGCUGGAAAAAAUGAGCAAUUUUCAGAUAUAACAGAUUUCCAGAUAUAACUGAAUCCGUCCCCUAAACCUUUAACAACCCCACAAAAAUGGCAGCAAAUUUUCUGGGUCGGUAAAAUACAUAUAUUUCACACAGCCUGUCGACAAAGAUCCGAUCAAAUGUGAUAUCAUUAUUCUUAGGAAUAACCUGAAGAAGAGGCAAGUAUCACCACCAACACAUGAACGCAGAGUGCCACACAUGAACGCAGAGUGCUACGCUAAGUGCAAAAAGGCAUUCUCGCCCAAACGGCACAGUAUCACACUGUGCCUGGAUCAUCCCUGAAUUUUUAGGCCGCUUGGUCAGUGUGUGGAUUAGUCAGUCUCGUCAGUUAGUCGGUCUGUCAGUCUGUGGUGGUCAUUGGCGGUCAGUUGAAAUGCAGUUAUUUUGUCAGCAUGGAGACUACGCAGGGGAUCUGCUUUUUCUCGCUGAAUCAUGGGUCCUCGGAGCAGGACUCGAAGCUGGUGGCCACCAUGUAGUUGACACGUGUGAGGAUCUGCAUGAUCUCCAGCUGCUUGCCAAACUCAUUGAGGACAUUGCAGAGUGCCUGAACAAACCAGGAGCCGCGCCCAGGGUUCCUCCACGACUAGUACCCUACUCUCUCCAAUUGACACUGAUGUCAGCACAUAUACACACACACACACACAACUAUGUUUCCAGCCAGAGUUUUAAUGCGAGUAAAGUCAUAACGUUUAAGAAGAAUCACGACAGCUGUGAUGGAAACAGGAUUUUUUGGUACAAUUUUAUAAAUACAGACAGAUAAUUUGAUUGUUCGUCAUGGUGGGAUCCUUUUGUCAGUAAAAUGAAUUACGCCCUUUAUGCACAAAUAUGGCUAUAUUAGCCAUCAUAUCAAAGUAAAUGUGGAGUCACGCGAUGAUAUGGUGUGUGGUUCUACGACUCGGGAAACCAUGCAGUUUAUUA
Oncorhynchus mykiss (rainbow trout) is the source of this 3529-nucleotide messenger RNA. Lineage: Eukaryota; Metazoa; Chordata; Actinopteri; Salmoniformes; Salmonidae. The record is from RefSeq and is a predicted model, not a curated record.